AUGUCGGGUGCACGGGUGAAGCGCGUAGCCGUUAUUGGUGCUGGGCCCGCAGGCGCCAUCGCCGUUGAUGCUCUGGCGCGGGAAAAGGCAUUUGACGUGAUCCGCAUGUUUGAGCGGCGCGAAGGGCCGGGAGGGUGCUGGAUUGGCGACGCAGCGCCCCCGCCCAAGCUCCGCAACCUCGCGGCGCUCGCAGACGGCAGCGCCGACCGGCCGCUGGCGAUCCCGGCGACGCUGCCGGCGCAGACGCCCGCGGCGGCGCGCACUGACGAAGAGCGGCAGCCGCGCUUCGCCGAGUCGUCCGUGUACCCGUACCUCGAGACCAACGUCGAGGACCUCACCAUGGAGUUCAGCCAGGAGCCGAUCCCGGCGGAGCGCAGCGCGCUGGGCGUCGCGCUGCACGGGCCUGACACGCCGUUCCGCCCCUGGCAGGUCCUGCGCCGCUACGUGCAGUCGCUGCUCGAGCGCAGCGGCUACCCGGACCUCGUCGCCUACGGCACCUGGGUCGAGCGCGUCGAGAAGGUUGGCGCCGAGUGGAAGGUCACACUGCGCAAGCCAGGUGUCGCGACUGACUACUGGUGGGUCGAGUGGUUCGAUGCUGUUGUUGUUGCCAAUGGUCAUUACUGGGUCCCGUACGUCCCGCACAUUGAGGGUUUGGACGAGUUUGAAAAGGCGCGCCCGGGCAGCGUGCUGCACAGCAAGCACUUUCGGGGGAGGCAGCAGUUUAGGGACAAGCGGGUCGUGGUAGUCGGCGCCUCCGUGUCGGCCGCAGACAUCGCCGUGGACCUGGCGCACAGCAAGACAGCACAAAGCCCAGUGCACGCCAUCACGAUCGGGCACACCGCCAACGGCUACUUCGGCGACGAAGCAUUCAAGCACCCGCAGAUCCGCGAGCACCCGUCGAUCGCGCGCGUCGACGCGGCGACGCGCACCGUGCACCUCAUCGACGGCCAGAGCAUCGCCGACGUCGACCACAUCGUCUUCGGGACGGGCUACACGUGGUCGCUGCCGUUCCUGCCGCAGGUGCCCGUGCGCCACGGCCGCGUGCCCGGCCUGUACCAGCACGUCGUGUGGCACGCGGACCCGACGCUGGCGUUCGUCGGCGCCGUCGCCGCUGGCCUAACCUUCAAGAUCUUCGAGUGGCAGGCCGUCCUCGCCGCGCGCGUGCUGGCGGGCCGCGCGAGCCUGCCGUCUGCUGCCGAGAUGCGCGCGUGGGAGGACGACCGCGCCAGGGCCCGCGGCGACGGCAUCAAGUUCUGCGUCGUCAACCCGGACUUUGAGGAGUACUUUGAGACGGUGCGGCGGCUAGCGGGCGAGGGACAGGAAGGGGUGGGCAGGAAACUGCCAGAGUUCAGGCAAGAGUGGCUGGUGUCGUUUAAUAGGGGGCAUGAACGGCGCAAGGCCAUGUGGAAGCGCCUCAAUGCGGAGGCCAGGGCGGAGGAACUGCUGGGGAGCAGUGUGAAAGCCGUCGCACGGCUGUGA
Molecule: messenger RNA, 1479 nt
Organism: Lasiosphaeria miniovina
Lineage: Eukaryota; Fungi; Ascomycota; Sordariomycetes; Sordariales; Lasiosphaeriaceae
Exons: 3
Coding region: 1-1479 (492 amino acids)
Molecular function (GO): NADP binding; flavin adenine dinucleotide binding; N,N-dimethylaniline monooxygenase activity
Source: RefSeq, a predicted model, not a curated record